GAAACAAGACCUACCCUCUCCAAAUGGAUUGGCAAAAUUCUUGUGCACGUAUUGCCACAUGACGAGUUCUGGUCUUGGUGCAUGUGGAGGUGGGAGUGGACGCUGGUCAUGAAAAUUAAUGACAGCGAGUUGGACUUCAGCAAUCCAGGAUGAAAGACUGGGAUAGACACACAAGAGACCAAGUUACACCCUUUUCCAAGAUCUGGCUUGGUAUGAGGAUCGGAGGUCAGACUAACGUCAUCGUCAUCGAUAAGCAGGUGAGCUCUCUGUACUCGUUGAUUGCUGACGGGAAAUACCGCAAUACCUCACUUGGCUGUGACAUGUGGAAGACGCUGAUAGGUUCGCAAGCUUCCUUACAGCCCAACUGCAACUUGGAAGGCUUCAACGCGAAAGAGGGAUCACCCUGCAAAUCAAGAAUCGGGAUCCUUGGUAACGAUGAAAAGCAAUGCGACUCUUCAAAUUCUAGGAUUGGGUUUGGUUCAGCGGGAUCUCCUGAUGAAUCCAACACGUCUGGAAACGUGGCUGGGUGGAACGGAGAUAAUGGGCAGAAGAAAAUUAAAACCAUGGGAUAUUGCUUGGUUCAGUGACGUUCACAAGUUAGUUUUUGCUGCUUUAUGUGCCACAAAGUUUCGAUUUGGCUUGAUGGUAGUAGACAUUCCAUCUUAACACUAACCGUACUGGACGCUUAACGAAAAAAAAUUACAUAAUCUCUUGACAUGCAUGAGAAGUUAAGUUGAUGUUAAAAAUAUAAUAAAAAUAAAACUGGUGAUGGGACAGAAUAACUCAAUGAAGCUUUAAUACAAUCUUGGUCUAGUAAACUACCCUAUUCCUCGCCUCUAAAUUCUUGAGAAAUUUUUUAUAAUCAG
Molecule: messenger RNA, 866 nt
Organism: Orbicella faveolata
Lineage: Eukaryota; Metazoa; Cnidaria; Anthozoa; Scleractinia; Merulinidae
Source: RefSeq, a predicted model, not a curated record